Messenger RNA from Stegostoma tigrinum, 1862 nucleotides. It is a transcript of the gene fkbp6, whose product is annotated as FKBP prolyl isomerase 6. The record is from RefSeq and is a predicted model, not a curated record. The coding region runs from base 141 to 1097 and encodes 318 amino acids. NCBI's taxonomy places the organism in Eukaryota, Metazoa, Chordata, Chondrichthyes, Orectolobiformes, Stegostomatidae. The transcript is spliced from 10 exons. Gene Ontology annotation, molecular function: protein binding; peptidyl-prolyl cis-trans isomerase activity.
CUGGUCUGCUGUGUUCCUGCAGCUCCACACUGUGUUAUCUCUACUUUGAUCUCCCUGGAAACUUCAUACCAAGUGCUCUCCAUUUAGGAGUUUGACAGCAACCAGAGAUUCAUCUUCGUUGUUGUGUCUGUAUUAACAGAAUGAAUGGACCUCCUCCGAGCCCUCAUGGCCAUCUGAGCCCCUUCUACUACAUGUCUCAGAGAAUGCAGGAUGUGACCGGUGAUGGUGGUGUUCUGAAGGAGAUUCUCCGACCUGGCUCGGGCAGUGUUAUCCCAUCGACUGCCUCCGUGUCUGUUCACUACAGUGCCUACAGUGAAUAUACAGAUAAACCCUUCGAUUCCAACGUGCAGAGGGAUGUCCCAAGGUUCAUGAAGCUUGGCCGAGAUAUCACCCUGCUCGGUAUGGAGCUGGCCAUCCAGACCAUGAGGAAGGGCGAAUUUGCCAGGUUUCUAUUCAAGCCGCAGUACGCGUACGGCCAAUUGGGCUGUCCCCCACGAAUCCCAGCAAAUGCCACGGUCAUGUUCGAAUUGGAGAUCCUGCAUUUUGUGGACACCUUGGAGUCUGAUGAAUACUUCAUGCUGUCGCAGGAAGAGCAGAUUACUUAUCCUGUGGAGAAACUCCUGAAAGUGGCCAGUACGGAGCGGGAGUUUGGGAAUUAUUUCUUCCAACUGCGGCGGUAUGAGGAUGCGAAGGACCAGUAUAAGAAGGCUCUGUCGGUGUUUGCACAUCGUCGUGAAACUGACGAGCAAAUGCAGGAAAUUCACUCGUCUAAGUUAUUGCUGUACCUAAACCUGUCACUAGUCAGUCUCAAGCUGAAUGUACCUAGACGGGCUCUGGUUUAUGGAGAGAGAGCUCUCGGCAUCGAAAGCAAGAACCCCAAAGCACUGUUCAGGUGUGGCCAGGCCUGCAUACUGCUGCUGGAGUAUGACAAAGCCAAGGACUUCCUGCUGAGGGCACAGAAACUGGAGCCAUUCAAUCCUGAUGUGAACUGUGCCCUGGUGAAGCUGGACAGAUGCUACAGAGAGUGGGGCCUGAAGGAGAAGGAGAUGUGUAGCAGGAUGUUUGCUGCCUGGGAACCUGCAGCAGUGAAAGAUUAAGGUCUCCUCCAAUAACUCUGGACAAUUUAAUAGAGGAGUGGGACCAGUUUACACAGAGAAGACCAUCUAAAACCUACAAAUGUUUGAAAAAGAAAUGCUCAUUUCAGUUUGUUAAAAUGUUUCACAAUACUGAAGUUAAUUGGUUUCUGUAAAUCUCACAUACUUUAGUUAACACCCUUCUUUGUGACCAUUUAUACUUCCUGAGACCCAGGAAGGGAGUCAGUGAUAGCUGCUGACACCAGACUCUUCACAUACACUGCUCCACAUCUCCUUUGGAAACUCUUGAGAUUAAUGGUUCAUUACCAAGUAGUAAAAACAGGUAAAAUUUCUUGGAAAAGUUGUUACAGUGAGCGAUGUUGAACAUACCUAGUUCAGGUCAUGACAACUUUAAUGGAAUGAAAGCAGUAAUUGCUAGAGACCCUCAGCAGCUCUAGUGGUAACUAUGGACUGAAAGCAGAAUUAAUGUCUUCAGAACAGAGAAGGGCCACUGGACCCGAGAUAUCAACUCUGCAUCCUCACCACAAUCACUGCCGGACCUGCUGACGUUCUCCAGCAGUUUCUCGUUUAAUUUGAGAUUUCCCGCUUCCGUAGGUGUUUGUUUUACCACUUUAAUGGAAUUUGAUUUAAAUGCUCAAAGAUGGGCACUUUUUCAAUUUGAGAAGUAUUUGCUGAUGGCACACACAGACUUCAGUUCCCACACUGGUCGAGAGGCAUCGGUCACGCAAUGAAGGAAUGACUCAACCUGAACUGGCAGUCCCUUUUCUG